Molecule: messenger RNA, 2216 nt
Organism: Rhineura floridana
Lineage: Eukaryota; Metazoa; Chordata; Lepidosauria; Squamata; Rhineuridae
Gene: SAMD13
Product: sterile alpha motif domain containing 13
Exons: 5
Coding region: 431-739 (102 amino acids)
Molecular function (GO): Hsp70 protein binding
Source: RefSeq, a predicted model, not a curated record
GCCCGCCACUGUGGGAUGCUAAGCUAAAUGGAACCUUCUUUGGUUUGAUCCCCUUCGAUUCUUAAGACCCCUCUUGGCCACUUUAGGUAGAACAGCUCUGUUUGGGAGGCAGAAGGAGAGCGGCCUACCUGGGUUGAGUGAGAGGCAGUUGGCUGAGUUGAUUCUGAACAAGAAAAUUCUAUGUCUGAGCAGCGACAAACUUGAAACUCUUAAGAAAUCUAUGGAAUAAGCCAGUUCCUGAUACACAAGGAGACCUCUCCCCCUAUUCCGUGACUGCUAAGCUUACUCAGAAGGCUUUGGUGAAGUAUCUUGUAGAAAGCUUUUUGAAAGUCCAAGUACGCUAUGUCCAUUGGAUCACCUCUAUCAAUAUGCUUGUUGACACUCUCGAACUCUAAUAGCUCCUGACAUAAAAGACAUUUUUGACCUCCCCAUGCUGUCCAUUGACAUGGAGAACAAGGAAAAUGGAUCUCUGGACACGGAAAACUUGGUAGAGAAUGGAAGACCACCUGAUCCUGCUGACUGGGCGGUUACAGAUGUGGUGAAUUAUUUCAGGACAGUGGGCUUUGAAGAACAAGCUCAUGCUUUUCAAGAGCAGGAAAUUGAUGGGAAAUCUUUACUGUUGAUGACAAGGAAUGAUGUGCUGACUGGACUUUCAUUAAAACUGGGACCCGCACUGAAGAUUUAUGAAUAUCACGUAAAGCCUCUACAGACACAGCAUCUCAAGAGCAGUUCCCUAUAGUGGAUUGUCACAUUGGGACCUUGUUGUGUCUCGGCUAUUCAGAAUAAAUAAGCAACUUUGGUUUCAUGUUGAUGGAACUUUGUAAAAAGACUGUACUUGUACAGAAAGAGUUUAAGCCAAAUGGCACUGAUGUAAAUUUAUAAAUAUAUAUUUAUACAUAUCCUGUUGGAUAGCUUUAGCAAUAUGUUGUAUUGAUGGGGGAGUGGGAUUUCUCACUGUUCAGUCAAGUGUGUGACCAGCUUGAUACUCUGUUUUUUUUAAGUGAGACAAAAGGUAAGUAAAAAGGGAAAUGGUACUACUUAAUGUGAAAGGUAGACAAAAACACUGAUUUUUAAAAUUUCUCUGGGGCAAGAUUCAUUAGCCACACUUGGACAUCACACUAAAUCAUCCUAGGUGAGCCUUGAGCUUACAUGUUCCCCUCUUCUCUUUUGGUGCAGCUGCCAAAAGAAGCUCAGAAGCUUCUGCUUUCACCACAGCCUGUCAUGUUGUCCAAACUGACAAACUUGGGUUUAUGUUGACUAUAGUUUCUUUGAAACAAGCUGACUUGAAACCAUGAUUUGAAAUUAUCUUGUUUCGAAGAGACCAUAGUUAGCCUAGCCACAGUUUGUUAGUUGGGGAUAGACAACAAGCUGUGGUUAAUCUAAAAUGGAAGAAAAACCUUCCAAACUCCUCCUUGUGGCUACACCUGCACAAGAGAGGGGUGGGAAAAUGUGCGAGCCCAAGGCUGGCUGCUUGAGCUCAUCAUAUUACACCAUGGUUUGCCAUGGCAUCUAAACAUAGCCACUGAAACUCAAUAGUGCUCUUCCACAAUUCCCACUUGUUUUACUGGUACUUGCACAGAAGAAUUUCACAGUGGAUUGUACUCUAAUAUGAAAUGGGAGCAGGACAGGGUACGGAUCAGCAGAUGUUGAUCCUGGUUUUUAGUGCUUCUACUGAAGUCACAGCUGUUUUGUAACACUAGCAAGAGGUUUCAAAUUUGCUGACAUCACCUUUUUGUGUGUGUAUGUGAGGGUCCUAUUUUUGACCUUAUUCAGGUUUGUUUAUAACAUAAUGCAGUGUUUAAUGUGAUGCCUACCAAUAGCCUAGCACCUUUUGAGAGCAGAAGCUGCGUAAAAGUUAAACUGGGUUGUGAGAUUUACUCUGUUGUUCCUCGUUUGCGCUAAUGUUCUUUAAAUUUGAAAAGAUGUUUUGUGAAAAGUAGAUUUUUUACAGUUUGUGUUGCUUGGUAAAACAAAGUUUGUUUUAUUCUUGUUCUAAUUUAUAAUUAUUUGCUAACAGUUCUGCUGGAAAGGUGUUUUUAAAAAUGUACAUAUCUUGCAUAAUUUUAGAAUUGUGUUUUGUGGUGCUGUAACAAAUUAUUUUGCUACAUGACUGGAUUCACGAGCUAAACACCUGCUUGUGAAAAGCUAAAGAAAGCUCUCUUAUUAUUGUGAAUUUCAGUUGAAGGACAAAACUGUAGUUCAAUCUGUUUUGAUCA